Racocetra fulgida is the source of this 732-nucleotide messenger RNA. The record is from the annotation of a GenBank genome assembly. Lineage: Eukaryota; Fungi; Glomeromycota; Glomeromycetes; Diversisporales; Gigasporaceae.
CCAUAGCCGAACCAGAUGCCGAAGCAGAUCCUAAAUAUAAACAUAAAUAUUAUAAACGUGACCCAGAAGCCGAUGCUGAAUCCGAUGCCGAAGCAUAUAAUUAUAAACAUACAUAUAAAAAUUCCAAACGUGACCCGGAAGCCGAUGCCGAAGCAGAUCCUAAAUAUAAACAUAAAUAUUACAAACCCUAUGCUGAAUCCGAUGCUGCUGCUUACGAUUAUAAUUAUGGCUCUUAUUAUAAAUCGAAACAUAGUAAACAUAAAAGUUACAAACGUGACCCGGAAGCCGAUGCUAAAUCCGAUGCCGAAGCAGGUCCGAAAUACAAAAAAUAUUACAAACGUGACCCGGAAGCCAUUGCUGAAGCUGAAGCCAAAAAAGAACCCUACUAUGUUGAAAAACAUAAAUAUUACAAGCGUAAUCCGGAAGCCAUAGCUGAAUCUGAUGCUGAUGACGAUAAAUACCUCUAUUAUAAACAUCACAAGCGUGAUCCGGAAGCUAGAUAUUUUAAGCGCGACUCUACAUAUUCUUAUUCAUAUGAUGAUAAAAGUUAUAGCAAGAGUACAGACUAUAGCAAGAGUACAGACUAUAGCAAGAGUACAGACUAUAGCAAGAGUUCAGACUAUAGCAAGAGUUCAGACUAUAGCAAGAGUUCAGACUAUAGCAAGAGUUCAGACUAUGGUAAAAGUUCCGACUAUAGUAGCGACUAUGGUAGUGGGUAUGGUACUGACUAUA